Pleurotus ostreatus (oyster mushroom) is the source of this 1182-nucleotide messenger RNA. RefSeq lists its product as uncharacterized. Gene Ontology annotation, biological process: response to endoplasmic reticulum stress. Gene Ontology annotation, cellular component: endoplasmic reticulum lumen. NCBI's taxonomy places the organism in Eukaryota, Fungi, Basidiomycota, Agaricomycetes, Agaricales, Pleurotaceae. The record is from RefSeq and is a predicted model, not a curated record. The transcript is spliced from 5 exons. Gene Ontology annotation, molecular function: protein-disulfide reductase activity; protein disulfide isomerase activity. The coding region runs from base 1 to 1182 and encodes 393 amino acids.
AUGCUAUUGUCAGCGCAAUUGGUGUCUUUGACUCUCGCCUUGUCGGCGUCGGCGGCCAUAUUCCCCAAGGACACGACGGUAAAGAUGUUGGAUGCGAAAGGAUUUAAGAAGGCUAUGAAGGCGAAUCAAACUAGUGUUGUCGCGUUCGUCGCGCCGUGGUGUGGACACUGUCAACGCAUGGCGCCGGAGUAUAGCAGAGCUGCACUUGGACUAUAUCCUCUAGUGCCGAUGUACGCCGUAGACUGCGACGAGCAGCAAAACAAACGUCUAUGUGCUGAGCAGGGUGUGCAAGGCUUCCCCACAGUCAAGCUAUUCCCUAGAGGCACUCAAAUGAGCCCGAUUACAUAUGACGCAGGGGAGCGCACCGCCAGCGCAUUCUUCUAUUGGGCUUCCAGAAGAAUACCGAACACCGUCACGAAACUGUAUCACGUUGAAGAUAUCCCGGGGUGGGUAGAGAAGACUAGCGACAAAAACCGUGUAUUACUACUCACGAAGGAGAAGAAAGUCCCCCUCCUUUGGAAGGUAUUGGGCAACAAAUAUCAGGGCCAGCUCGAGCUAGCGAGUCAUCGUGACCGCCGAGGUAAAAGCUCUGUCAAACUGGGAUACGAAGCUGGGGAAAAGAACCAAGCCAAAGUGCUCGUCUACGCCGCCGGCUCAACCAAACCCGUGCGAUUCGAAGGCAUUCUCAAACACGACUCUCUUUCGAAAUUCUUCGACUCGGUCAUUGACGGAACUGCUGAUCUGACAGUCGCCAACGAGGAGGCCAAGUCGGAAGAAUUCGUACCAGACGAGGAAGAGUUGGAGAUCCAACGAAAGCAAGAGGCCCAGCGAAUUGCUUUGGCUCACGGCGGGUUCUCUGAUUUGAUUGACUUUGAGAAGGCGAUCAAGGAGGGGCAUGGUGCUGAUUUCCAUGAUACACACGGAUUCCCUGGUAUGAUGGGAGAUGUGCCGUAUGCGAAGAAAAAGGAGCCGACGGAGGAGGAGAAGAAGCAGAGUGCGGAAGCUAUCAAGGAGGAGUCGACGACAUCGACUGGCAUGCCUGAGACCAGAAAAGCUGAGGCAACGAGCACGGCAGAUAAACCUGUCGCUACACCUGAGGUCGUUGAUCCUGUCCAGGUCGUAUUUAGCUCGGAGGAGACUCCAAAUCCCGUUGAUGCCGAACGCCCUAAGGACGAGCUGUAG